This is a messenger RNA of Cavia porcellus (domestic guinea pig), 2801 nucleotides long. It is a transcript of the gene Rbm28, whose product is annotated as RNA binding motif protein 28. Gene Ontology annotation, cellular component: nucleolus. The record is from RefSeq and is a predicted model, not a curated record. Bases 124 to 2400 code for a protein of 758 amino acids. Lineage: Eukaryota; Metazoa; Chordata; Mammalia; Rodentia; Caviidae. The transcript has 19 exons. Gene Ontology annotation, molecular function: mRNA binding.
AGCGACGCGCACUUCCGGGAUCUCCUAGUUCUUCGGCGUGCAGGUCUUGUUAAAGCCAGCUUCACGAGUUGCGUGCACCGGCCUGGUCGCCUGUAGCGUCAAGCACCUAGGUUUCCCGGUCUCAUGGCCGGUCUGACACUGUUUGUGAGCAACCUCCCGCCUUCUGCCCGAAGUGAGCAGCUGGAAGAGCUGUUCAGUCAGGUGGGGCCGGUGAAGCAGUGCUUCGUGGUGACCGAGAAAGGGAGUAAGGCAUGUCGAGGGUUUGGCUAUGUCACUUUCUCCAUGCUGGAAGACGUUCAGAGGGCCCGUAAGGAGAUCACUACUUUUGAAGGUUGUAAGAUCAACAUCACCAUUGCCAAGAAAAAACUGAGGAACAAGUCCAAAGAAAAGAGGAAAAAUGAAAAUUCAGAGUCUCCAAAGAAGAAGCUGACGACUAAGAAAGCCAAGACAGCUGAUAAAAAAGCCAGAUUAAUUAUUCGAAACCUGAGCUUUAAGUGUUCAGAAGAUGACUUGAAAGCAGUAUUCACUCAAUUUGGAGCUGUCUUGGAAGUAAACAUUCCAAGGAAGCCAGAUGGAAAGAUGCGUGGUUUUGCUUUUGUUCAGUUCAAAAAUCUCCUAGAAGCUGGAAAAGCGCUGAAAGGCAUGAACAUGAAAGACAUAAAAGGGCGAAUAGUGGCAGUGGACUGGGCUGUGGCAAAGGAUAAAUACAAAGAUACACAAUCUGUUUCUGCCUCAGGUAAGGAGAAGUGCUUUGAACCUAAGCCUCAGAGUUCUAUUAAAAAAAAUGGCAUAGUGGAAGAGAAAGAAGAUGACGAUGGAGACGUCGGGGUUGAUAUUGAUGAUGAGGAGGAGGAUGAGGAUGAAGAAGAGGAGGAGGAGAAGAAAGAAUCAGAGGUGACCAAGCGUAUGAAAGUUGAGAAGAGAGCAGUCAAGACAGCAGCCCCUGUAGAAAGCAGUGAUGAAGAUGAUUCACACGAGGACAGUGACCUGGAGGAAAGAGGUAGCACUGAUGAUGACGAGGAACUGGUAUCAAGUGAUAGCAGCGCUGAAGAACAAGAGGAUGAAGGUAUGCAAAUCUCAAAGACAAAGAAGAGGAAAUUACCCUCUGAUGUGAAUGAAGGGAAAACUGUUUUUAUCAGAAAUCUGUCCUUUGACUCAGAGGAAGAAGAACUUGGGGAGCUCCUCCAGCAGUUUGGAGAUCUUAAAUAUGUCCGCAUUGUCUUGCAUCCAGACACAGAGCAUUCUAAAGGUUGUGCAUUUGCACAGUUCAUGACUCAAGAAGCUGCUCAGAAAUGCCUCACAGCUGCUUCUCCAGAGACUGAGGGUGGUGGGCUUAAACUGGAUGGCCGGCAGCUCAAGAUUGACUUGGCUGUGACCCGUGAUGAGGCUGCAAAACUUCAGACAAAAAAAGUGAAGAAGCCUACCGGAACCCGAAACCUCUAUCUGGCCCGAGAAGGCUUGAUCCGUGCUGGAACGAAGGCUGCCGAGGGUGUGAGUCCUGCUGAUAUGGCCAAACGAGAACGAUUUGAGCUACUGAAGCAUCAGAAACUUAAGGACCAGAAUAUCUUUGUCUCCCAGACCAGGCUUUGCCUGCAUAAUCUUCCAAAGGCUGUGGAUGACAAACAGCUCAGAAAGCUGCUGCUGAAUGCCACUAGAGGGGAGAAGGGAGUGCGCAUCAAAGAGUGUCGAGUGAUGCGAGACCUUAAAGGAGUUCAUGGGAACAUGAAGGGGCAGUCCCUGGGCUACGCCUUUGCUGAGUUCCAGGAGCACGCGCAUGCCCUGAGAGCCCUCCGCCACAUCAACAACAAUCCAGACAUCUUUGGGCCUCUUAAGAGACCAAUAGUGGAGUUCUCUUUGGAAGAUCGAAGGAAACUUAAAAUGAAGGAAAUGAGGAUCCAGCGCAGCCUGCAAAAAAUGAAAAUGAAGCCUGGAACCAGUGAGCCUCAAAAGCAGAAGAAAGAGCCUGUAAAGGAGAAGCAACAGAAGGCAGCUCAAAAUCACACACAGGAUCAAAGUGAGACCCCCCCAGCGCAGAAGGGGAAGGUGGGCUCCACCCCGUGGGCAGGGUUCCAGACCAAGGCUGAAGUAGAGCAGGUGGAGCUGCCUGAUGGAAAGAAAAGAAGAAAGGUCCUGGCGCUUCCCUCUCACCGAGGCCCCAAAAUUAGGUUGCGAGAUAAAGGCAAAGUGAAGUCUCUCCCUCCUAAGAAGCCGAAGGCCCAGAUAAAGCAGUGGAAGCAAGAGAAACAGCAGCCUUCAUCCAAGCAGGUUCUUAGGAAAAAGGCUAAGGGAAACAAGACAGAAGCUCACUUCAACCAGCUGGUCGAACAAUAUAAGCAAAAACUGUUGGGACCUUCUAAAGGUGCACCUCUUGCAAAGAGGAGCAAAUGGUUUGAUAGUUGAUGCAGCUGUAGCCUGGGUGAGAAGAUGGGUAUGCACUUUCUGGGGAAGCUCAGAACUUGUCCACCUUUCAUGUCUUUCCUGAGGGAAGGAAGAUUCCUGGAGAGCCUGCUGUUGGAAGACUUUCUUGGCUUUGCACUUCUGAACUGUGGUCCCCAUCUAAUGUGGUUAGUCACAAAUACCCUAGAAAAGUCAUGAUGCUUCUUGCAUAUUGUCUAUAUUACUGUGUGAAGUUGCGUCUAUGGUUAUUACCCCAUUUUUUAAAUCUCUGAUUCUCAAAUGGAAAAAAUUGUAAAAAGCAUUCUCGAGUACUGAAUUUUUAAGAGGUAUAUUUUGUUAGGUACCGCCUAAAUGAGAUACUGUGUGGCUUUUUGAAUAACAGAGUGGAUCUUAUUUCUAAUGUA